UGCAUAAUACUUGGAAAUAUUUGCAAAGAAUGGCGCUUAUUUCUGUACGAACGUAGGAUAAUCCUCUACAAAUCUAGGAAGACGUUCUAACAUAACCCUGGACGAUUCGUUGGGACAAUAACACUGAAAAAGAGCUWAAGGUACUUGCCAUGGCUUAGAGAAAGGCGCCAACAAGAGCAGAGAAUCAAGAAUUGUUGCCCUGUACGAUGCGUUUUACUAAGCUUUUAACAGUUCUGAAGAGUUUAUAGUAAUGAACGUAACUAGUGAUGUGAUUUUACCGGCGAAUUGGUACCAACACAGACAACUAUACGACGCUAUCAGAGGAGAUUCUCCUGCUGGUAAAACCUCAUCAAAUGUAAAAGUCAAGAUAGCAAUAGCGUUUGCUAUAGCAUGUGCAAGUCUUCUCGUAUUUAUAUUCCUGUUCCUGCUCUACAAAUACUUUCGACAACGACGCGAAGCAAUCCCCCGCGAUGACCAAAAGAUUCUCUACAGAACACCUUCRUUUAGAGAGAGCGAUUUCUCUCGCGCGCCUCAACAACGAAGACACAGACCGUUAAUGCAAGCAGACAGRUCAUCAUCUGAUAUCUAUUUAACUCAAGACUGGCCUAAUGGUAAUUUAAGCCCUACAACCGAUUCAGAAGAUGGUUUAAAUGCCGUUAUCCCAAGGGUCGGUAAAYUGCACUUUUCCUUCCUAUAUGAUACUGUAAAAGAGUGUCUCAGAGUGACAGUUCUUCGCGCUACAGAAAUAGUAUUAUUUGAACCAACAACYUAUGUYGAAGUCUACCUUCUUCCUGAUAGAGAGCUGAAACAACAAACAAAAGUACAAUACAAAACAGCUAGUCCAAUCUUUGAGGAGAGUUUUGAUUUCGAUGUGGCAUUUGGUGAGCUAUCAGAGAGAACAUUGCAAUUUUGUAUGUAUAGUUUCGAUGGUUAUUCACGGCAUCAAGCCAUAGGGGAAGCAUUUCAUAGUUUUGAUGAGAAUCUCAACAUGGAGGAGAACACACCGAUUACCAUUGAAAAGGACAUUAAGAAAGAUAUUUCGUUAUUUAUGGACGAUAGCCCAAUACGUGUUGGCGAGGUGUUGGUAUCCCUGUGUUAUUUACCGACAUCCGGUAGACUUACAUUUGUUAUCCUUAAAGCAAGGCUGUCAAAAAAUGAAGUUGGUGAUAUUUUACCGAGRCUUUUCGUCAAAGUCUCCUUAAUGGUAUCCGGUCGUCAAAUUAAGAAYACGAAGACCUCAGUUGUCCGUCGGACACUUCAACCCGUCUACAACGAGGCGUUCGUCUUUGAUAUUCCUGUCAAUCGACUGGGUGACGUCAGCCUGGUAGUYCGCGUGCUCAGUACUYCCGAGCCUAGCUCGCAAGCAGAACAGGAGACUCGAAGUAGUAAAACAAUAGGAAAAUCAGUCAUUGGUCCUGAUGCUAAAAAUAGCAUAGGAUUACAUCAUUGGAAUUGUAUGAUGACGGCACCUCGUAAACCAGUAGCGCAAUGGCAUCCUCUUCUGCUAAGAUGAGGAUACUAAUUAAUUUAGAUAGUUGACUAGUACAACUCAGGGAAUUAAUUUGUAAGGGGGGAACAUUACUCUUAUUGUUAAACGUGUUCACRCGUCAAUCAAAUUCCGAACUUCAUCYUACUGCUGUCGUGAAUGGCUCGGAGUUUGUUCGGUAAUGAGGAAGGACCCUUGAAAUCAGUUCGGUGAAGUUCGGAGUUUUUCGGUGGAUGACAUCGGAUGACAGUUGACUGUUAGCGAUUUUAAACGUCAGUGCAGUUCGUAUAUUAGAAUUACAGUAAAUCUAGGAAAUGUGUCAUUUAUGAUUAUAGUCUGUAUUCAAUUUUGUUUCGUGGGUUUAAUGUCCCUGUUGAAGAAAAAGGAAAUGAUGGCUGAACAGGACARAGGUAUCCCAUGAAUAAGACAGGGAAUCCAAAAUAACAGGAUAAUGUACUUCCAGCACAAAAUUAAAAAUGGGGUUUUAUAU
Molecule: messenger RNA, 1976 nt
Organism: Exaiptasia diaphana
Lineage: Eukaryota; Metazoa; Cnidaria; Anthozoa; Actiniaria; Aiptasiidae
Product: synaptotagmin-10
Exons: 5
Coding region: 251-1513 (420 amino acids)
Biological process (GO): regulation of calcium ion-dependent exocytosis; regulation of dopamine secretion; calcium-ion regulated exocytosis
Molecular function (GO): calcium-dependent phospholipid binding; phosphatidylserine binding; clathrin binding
Source: RefSeq, a predicted model, not a curated record